AAUCGCAUGACUAUGGCGGAGGGUUUCUCUAACGGAAUAAAGCCAGAAGAUCAAGAAAGGAAUUUAAAGAUGUCAGCAGUUGUAGUCGUGCACGGUGGGGCGUGGGCUAUACCCGAUGACCUGGCCGAAGCCUCUGUUGAUGGAGUAAAGGUUGCAGCACGUGAAGGGUUUUCUGUGCUGAAUACAGGAGGAAGUGCACUGGAUGCUGUUGAGGCAGCAGUGAGGGCUCUGGAAGAUAACACUGUGUUUAAUGCAGGGCAUGGAGCAGUGCUAAAUGCUGCUGGAGAAGUUGAGCUGGAUGCCUUUAUCAUGGAUGGAAGGACACUUGCUACUGGAGCCGUGUCUUCAGUGAAGAACAUCGCCAACCCUGUGUCACUAGCACGGGCAGUGAUGGAAAAAACAUCUCACAUCAUGUUGACAAGCAGAGGCGCAAACCUGUUUGCAGAGAGCAUUGGCACGGCCACAGUUCCCACUGAUACACUGGUGACUGAGUAUGAGAGGAAAGAGUGGGAGAAGCACACUAACUAUGUUAGUGGAGUAAUGGAGGAUUUCAACUCUCAGUGGAAAGUAUCUGCAGUGGCCCAUGAUACUGUUGGGGCAGUUGCUGUAGACUCUGCUGGUAAUGUUGCAUGUGCAACAUCAACUGGAGGAAUCCGAAAUAAAAUGGUUGGCAGAGUGGGAGACUCUCCGAUCAUUGGCUCUGGAGGAUACGCAGACAACUUGAGUGGUGCAGUGUCUUGUACCGGUCAUGGAGAGUCUAUUCUUAAAGUCACAUUGGCCAGACUCAUUCUUUCACAUAUUGAACAAGGUAAAUCAGUAGCAGAUUCUUCACAGUUGUCUCUACAGUACAUGGGAGACCGUGUCUGCGGUGCAGGAGGCGCUAUUGUAGUUUCUCCAUCAGGACAGUGGGCAGCAACAUUUACCUCAGAGCGAAUGGCUUGGGCAGCAGUGGAUCGUGAUGUUCUGUGGUAUGGACUAGAUCCAAAAGAAAGAUUGAAAGAGCCGUUGUCCCAAUAACCAUUUGUAAUCCCUAUUAGUUAUAAUACGAGCUGUAACAGGGAACUGUAUUCCUUAUGUGUCUUGGUCUUGGUCUGUCUUGGUGGCUGUUUGCUACUGCUGUACAGUGACAUCUAAACUGUAAAAGAUAGAGAUGGUGGAUAUUAUUAUUAGUCUCAAGAUCCAUACAUUGGACUAGUUGUUCUUAUGCCCUGAAAUCGGGAUUGCAUAUUUCAUUAUAUGCUAAUGUAGGAUGUCUGAUUUAUUUGGAUUAAAAUCUCUUUAACAUUG
Molecule: messenger RNA, 1287 nt
Organism: Cottoperca gobio
Lineage: Eukaryota; Metazoa; Chordata; Actinopteri; Perciformes; Bovichtidae
Product: isoaspartyl peptidase/L-asparaginase
Exons: 7
Coding region: 7-1017 (336 amino acids)
Cellular component (GO): cytoplasm
Molecular function (GO): asparaginase activity
Source: RefSeq, a predicted model, not a curated record